AUGGCAGAGUUCAUACACGAACUUAUGGAUGAGUUAAUGCAACAAGACCAGCUCAUGGAAGAUGAAUUCAUCGAACAACAAUUCAACCAAGAAGAGUAUCAAGGGUCAUCUGAUUCAGACCAUGAACAAGACCAACAUCAUGAAGGUAAUGAUGCUGAUGGGACAAGACGCAAAGAAAAACAAUACACAAAUGAGUUUCUGACAUCUGUACCAUUGUACAAAAGAACAACUGAAAGGGGAUAUGCUGGUGCACUGAAAAUACCCAAAACAGCAUUGCAUAGGCUAAGGCAGCAAGGCAGACUGAGAACACACACAAGCACAAAUCACCCAACAUUGACAGAGAAGCACAAAGUGUCAAGACUUAAAUGGGUUUUAAGUCUAUUAAAUCAUGUACCAACGGUAGGGGACCCAACAUUUAGUGAUAUGCAGCAAUGGAUACAUUUAGAUGAGAAAUUGUUCUACAUUAAUCCAAAAACAAGAACCUUUUACCUACUGCCAACAGAAGAUGAUCCAUACAGGGCUCAACAAUCAAGGAAGUUCACGAUCAAAGCAAUUUUUAUGGGAAUGAUAGGUAAACCAUUGUUUGAUGCUGAAAACAACAUGAUACAUGAUGGAAAAUAUGAUCUUUUUCCUUUUGUAAAGUAUGAAAGAGCCAAAAAGAAAAGCAAGAACAGAGAUGCAGGGACUCUAGAGACAAAGGCAAUUCAAAGUGUCACAAAAGAGUGCAUAAGGGAGAUGCUACUAACGCAUGUUAUCCCAACAAUCUAUGAAAAAUGGCCACAACAGUUGCCAAAGGACAUCAUCAUCCAAUGGGAUAAUGCUAGGCCUCAUCAGGUACCAAAGGAUGAAGAAUUUGAAGCAGCUUGUCAUGCACAUGGGUUCAACAUUCAAUUUAUAUUCCAACCAACUCAGUCACCAGAAACAAAUGUUUCAGAUUUAGGGUUGUUUAGUGUCAUUCAAUCAUUACAAUAUCAAUCUUUUCCAAGGAAUUUAGAUGACUUAAUCAAGGAAGUGGCUAGAGCAUUUCAAGAAUAUGAUCAUAUACUAAACAAGUACACAUGGAUCACACUUCAAUCCUGCCUUAUUAAGAUUCUGGAAAAGCAAGGUGGUAAUAACUUCUCUCCCCCACACAUGAAGAAGAGAAGCUUGGACAGCCAAGGACUACUACCACAACUACUUGAAGUAGACAGGGAUCUAAUUGGUCAGGUUGUCCAUUAUUUGGACAUAGUCACAAUUACAGGAGAUGAUGAAGGGCACAUGGAAGUAGAUGCAGACUGA
Chenopodium quinoa (quinoa) is the source of this 1278-nucleotide messenger RNA. RefSeq lists its product as uncharacterized. The record is from RefSeq and is a predicted model, not a curated record. Bases 1 to 1278 code for a protein of 425 amino acids. The transcript has 2 exons. NCBI's taxonomy places the organism in Eukaryota, Viridiplantae, Streptophyta, Magnoliopsida, Caryophyllales, Amaranthaceae. Gene Ontology annotation, molecular function: nucleic acid binding.